AUGCAGAUAUAAUGCUUGAUGCAGCUAAAGGGAAAAAACCCGAGGAGCUACUGAUCACGUACAAGGGGGUGCUAUACCCUAGUGAGUUGUGUUGCGCUGAGACCUUCCAAGCACUGGACACCAUGGAAGUUAGAAAAGAUGAUGUGUUCCUAGCUGCUUAUCCUAAAUGCGGAACUAAUUGGGUUCUACACAUUUUAAAUGACUUGACAUCUGCAGUUCCAAAGAAUAAGGAGGAGGUACCACCAAGAGAGCAUAUCCAAAUGCUUGAAUUUGGAGUUCCAGAAAAAUUUCAGAAAAUGAAAAGUUUUUCUUCGCCACGUGUUUUUACCACACAUCUCCAUUAUGAUAAUAUUCCCAAGGCUGUUUUGGGGACUAAUGCAAAGGUACUGGUGCUAUUUAGAAAUCCAAAAGAUGCAGUUGUAUCCUAUUACCACUUCUACAACAAAUGUCCUGAGCUUCCAAAUGUCAGCUCCUGGGAUGAGUUCUUUCAGAAGUUCAUGAGUGGAGAAGUCACCUGGACUUCAUAUUUUGACCAUGCUCUUUCCUGGAACAAACACAUGGAUGAAGAGAAUAUCAUGAUCAUCACAUAUGAAGAAAUGAAAGAGAACUUUCAUGGAGAAGUGAAACAAAUAGCUGAAUUUUUGGGGUUCUCUCUGCCUGAUGAGAAGAUUCAGUCUAUUGCAGAGAAUUCCACCUUUCAAUCAAUGAGCAGCAAAUCCCAAGAAACACAUGGCAAAUUUGCUCCCAUGCUUUUCAGAAAAGGUACUGUUGGAGAUUGGAAGAAUCUCUUCACUGAAGCUCAGAGCCAGGAAAUGGAUGCCAAAUUUAAAGAGUGUUUAGCUGGAACUAAACUGGGAGCAAAGCUAAAAUAUGAUAAAUACUGCAAAUACUAA
Messenger RNA from Dermochelys coriacea (leatherback sea turtle), 893 nucleotides. Its product is annotated as sulfotransferase 6B1-like. The record is from RefSeq and is a predicted model, not a curated record. Gene Ontology annotation, cellular component: cytoplasm. Gene Ontology annotation, biological process: sulfation. The coding region runs from base 12 to 893 and encodes 293 amino acids. The transcript has 7 exons. NCBI's taxonomy places the organism in Eukaryota, Metazoa, Chordata, Testudines, Dermochelyidae. Gene Ontology annotation, molecular function: sulfotransferase activity.